UUAUUAAGCUGAUUGAUUUAUUUUCUGAUAGUGAUGAAGACCUUAAUAAAAUGAAUGCCGAUUCAUUGAAAGUAAAGAAACUCAUUCUAAUACUAAGGAAUCUCAUUCGAAAACGAAAAAAGGAAGGUCUUCCAAUUUUAGAAAGAAUUAAUCUUGAAGGAGUUACACUUAUAACUCUAAAGCUUUUAUGUGGUGUGAUUUCUAAAAGAAUUAACAGUGUACCCAGGAGCACGCUGAAUCCUGAUGAAUUUCGACAGGAAUAUGAAAAAGUUAUUCAACCAAUACAGACAAUUCUUCUUGAAAAUGAAAUAGUUGAAACAUUGAUUGAUUUACUUAAUUAUUCAAAAGAUGACACAACAUUUCAAGUUUUGGCUUGUCUUAAUGUUUUACUCUAUCCUGGAAAUGAAGAAGCUCAAAAGAAAAUAACUUCACAUGUCAAUCAGCAAGACAAAAAUCUUUUUGUACGUGUCUAUCAAAUAUUAAGAAAAACUCAAUCUACUCUCAAUGAAGCAAAAAUGGGCCAAGCCAUGGCUCAAAUAGCAGCAUUGAUUCCAGCAGAGGAUGAUCAUGACUCAUCAUUGCCCAUUAAUUUAGUGAAAAAGAGAAAAUCUUCUGUGUUUAGAAGGCCAACAGCAGCUAUAGAAAGGAACGAUGAAUGCUACAGAGAACCAAGUGGAAUAACUUCUGCCAUUGCACAAAAUGUAAAAGCUGAAUUUAUUGAUCAUCGUAUUACAAUGGCCUUGAAUUUCCUUUCAUGGCUAUGUGAUGGGCAACAAAAAGAUAUGCAAGACAUCCUUCGAGAUCAUAAAACUUUUAGUGUACGUCUAACAAUAUUGAAUCAACACCUUAAGUUUCAUGAAAAUUGAAAUAUUGUAAUGCUACAAUUUGA
Amphimedon queenslandica is the source of this 889-nucleotide messenger RNA. RefSeq lists its product as uncharacterized. Bases 51 to 866 code for a protein of 271 amino acids. The record is from RefSeq and is a predicted model, not a curated record. The transcript is spliced from 9 exons. Lineage: Eukaryota; Metazoa; Porifera; Demospongiae; Haplosclerida; Niphatidae.